AUGAAUCGAAUCAUCACCGUGAACGCGGGCGGGCGGGUCUUCCAGGCCUAUCGCUCGACGCUGUUGCGUUUCCCGGAGACCCCCUUCGCGAAGUUCUUCGCGCCGGACCCCCCCACCCCGACGGUCCCGGUCCCGAACCCCAACCCGGACGGGCCCCCCGUCCUCACCGACGCCGUCUUUCUGGACGUCAACCCCGAUGUCUUCGACCUUGUCCUGAGCUUCCUGCGGACGAACCGGAUGUGCCUCCCCACCCACAACGACGCCCUGCGGUCCGACCUGGUGGUUCAUCUGGACCGCUGGGGGCUGAUCCCGCACGCCUUCCCGCCGGUGAAAGAAGAAGCGGAGGAGGAGGGAGAGGGAGAGGGGGAGGAGCAGGACAGGGUGAUCCUCCCGGACGCCUGCGUCGUGCAGCUCUGCGAUCACCUGCAGCACGACCAGGGGGUGAAGCGCCACGCCCUGACGAUCACCUACGGCGCGGAUGGCUUUCAGCUCCGCGGCCUCACCCAGGCCAUCCGCCGCGACCUCACCCGCCAGCUCUCCUCGACGUUCUGGCAGUGCUACCAAACCAACGAACGCGCGGCGUUCUUCACAACGACGAAAAUCGCUAACGGGGCGGCUGACCUGCUGAUGACGUCCAUCACCCAGCAGGUCAUCCAGCACACGGAGCGCAUGGGCUAUCAUCUGACCAGUUCCUACAUCACACUUAGUCCGGAUGUAAUCCACACGAGUGUUCGAAUGCUCAUUCACAACCUAAUCUUCCGACGUACACGCUUACCAUAUCUAGAACCUUCCGACGGGAUCGCGCUAUUCGAGGACGGCGACGAAGAGGAAGUCUUGGAAACCUUCCAAAACUUUGAACCAAGACAUGUUGGACCAAAGAAAGUCGAAUGGGAAGAAUCUUCUCCAGCAGCAUCCGAACGAGUAAGUAAUAUAUGGGAAUCUAAAACACUCCCGGAAAAGAACUACUAA
Phytomonas sp. Hart1 is the source of this 969-nucleotide messenger RNA. The record is from the annotation of a GenBank genome assembly. NCBI's taxonomy places the organism in Eukaryota, Euglenozoa, Kinetoplastea, Trypanosomatida, Trypanosomatidae.